Molecule: messenger RNA, 728 nt
Organism: Ostertagia ostertagi
Lineage: Eukaryota; Metazoa; Nematoda; Chromadorea; Rhabditida; Trichostrongylidae
Source: the annotation of a GenBank genome assembly
AUGUCCGACUGCGCUACUAUACCUAGCCGUUUUCAACUCUGGCUACUGAAAUGGUUCUCUAUAGCUCAAAAAAUUUCGCUAUCUAUCACCUUACUUUCAGCUCGAGUUCAACAGCAUCUUCUUAAAAUGACGUCCUCGCCUUUGAAUGAGCACUCGUUGGCGUUUGGCUACCGUCCAGCUGGCACCUUGCCCACUUCCUACUUUGGUGCAGCACCAUUUCAAGGGUAUCAAGGCGACUUCACGAGCUAUAUGACGAACCCGGGAUGGUACGGUGGUGGGGAUCCACGGUUUGCUGCAUUGCUACCGUGUGGCAUCGACCCUUCCAGAGCGGCUGUACAUGGAAUUCAACUUCCGAUGUCUCAACGACGAAAACGACGGGUUCUUUUCAGUCAAGCUCAGGUCUAUGAGCUUGAACGUCGUUUCAAGCAGGCUAAAUAUUUGACCGCACCAGAACGAGAACAACUGGCGAACUCGAUUCAUCUUACCCCGACUCAGGUGAAAAUCUGGUUCCAAAAUCAUCGGUACAAGUGCAAACGACAGGAGAAAGAAAAAGCCAUGACGGGUGGUCUCAGCCAUCGCGACGACUCGGCCAGUCCGCAAUCGGUGGAUGGGGAUGGCAAGGCUUCGCCAGCGUUAAACACGCCCAAGGAGGAUCCGUCCUGCUCAGAGGCGGAGCCUAGUCAAUCCACCUCCGAACCGCUACCCGAGAUUAAAGGCGGCAUGUUCAC